Closterium sp. Naga37s-1 is the source of this 1518-nucleotide messenger RNA. The record is from the annotation of a GenBank genome assembly. Lineage: Eukaryota; Viridiplantae; Streptophyta; Zygnematophyceae; Desmidiales; Closteriaceae.
AUGGCUGAAAAGCCAGGCGCCGUUCCCGCUCGAGCUGACUUCCCGUGCUCCCGUUCUCCCCGCCAACUCUCCUCUUCCGCCACCGCCCCUCCCCCCUCCGCCUUUCGCGCGCGGAAGGGCGGGAGAGUCGUAAGAGCUCGGGCAGGUGAUAAAGACGUCAAGGGGGAGGGGCUGGAUCAGGAAGGACAAGGGGGAAAGGAGGACGGGCGGGAUGGGGAACAAGAGGAGGUGAAGGAGCGGGGAAGAAUAUUGGCCGAGAUUGCAUGGAGGACAAGUGUCCUUGGGCAGGCUGAAUCUGCGGCAUUUUUAAACUCGUUUCUUGAAACAGGAAAUGAGUCCGCGGGGAAGGAGACGGCGGGGAAAGGUGCGGAAGUCGCAGCGCGAGGGAGGGGGUCGGAUGUGACUGCAACGGGGGGUGGGAAGGACGGCCAGGGCGCGGAGGGCACACAAGGCGCGCAGGGCGGGCAGGAUGUGAUUAUAGGGGGGCAGGUGGUGCGGGUAACGCAAGAGGAUAUCGAUAUAGCGGAGAUGAUCGAAGUUCUCGAGUCGGCUUUUGAGGAGCUUGAGGAAAAGAUGGAUGAUGGGGGGAAUGAGGAGGCGGGGAAAGGGAAGGGGAAGGGGAAAGGAGAGGGGGAGCGGGAGGGGAAGGGGAGACAGGACGGGAAGGGGGAGGGGGAGGACGGGGGCAAAAUGGAAGGCGUGGCUGCUACUACUGGGGCCGCCAUGGCUGGACAAUACCUCUGGGCGUGGUCGUAUCGGACGGACACAACCAAGCCCCCCUCGCCGCUCUACUUCCUGCCGCUAUUCGCGCCCGAUAUCGGCCUAGUCACGCUUAUCACUCAAGUUGUAGCACCAGUCCCCUCUAGAGUGGCUCUCCUGGACCUUACCUUCCUCUCCUCCUCUGCUGCUAUCUUCUCCUCUUUUGCUCUCCUGCAAGCCUCCGCCGCGUUCCCCUUCCCUCCGGCGCCGUUCUCCUUUCCCUCCGACCUCUCUUCUUUGGGAUUCGAGCCCGCGGUUUCAAGAAUGGCAGAGGCAGCGGCAGCAGCAACGGCAGCUGGGGGGUCCGUGUCUGGGGUUAUCCCAGUGAAUCCAGGCCUGUUGCAGCAUUCUGCUUUGCUGCAUGAGCUGCUGAUACGCCUUCACGUGUCUGCCGUUUCCCUCCUCCCGGCUGUCGGCCUCCCAGGAGGCGACAUUCUCUACGCUCUCGUUCGAGACCCGCUCGUGCUCUCCCUCGCUACCACCGCGGUUACCAUCAUGCUUCUCGUCUCCAUCCCUCUCAAUUUCUCCUGGACCUGGGUGUUGCUGUUCCUGCUCCUGCCUCUCCUCGCCCUGGCUAAGAUCAGAAGGCCGGUGUCAGAGGCUCUUACGGCUCCGGAUCCUGUGAGGGUGUGUCUUGGGGUGGGGUUGUUGACGGCGGGGGUGGUUGUUCUGCUGCCUGCUCCACUGUUUGAGCUUGUGUUUGGGGAGCCUGCUGGGCCUGUGGCUGAGCAGAUUCUGAUUUCCCUGGGCCUGGGCUGA